This is a messenger RNA of Amoebophrya sp. A120, 1972 nucleotides long. The record is from the annotation of a GenBank genome assembly. NCBI's taxonomy places the organism in Eukaryota, Dinophyceae, Syndiniales, Amoebophryaceae.
GUUAGGUGCGCCGAUCCAUUGUUCUGCAGUGGCCCGUCCCCAAUUCCAAAAGUAGAGCGACACUGCGUCGUGGCUAUCAUCCCGUGAUCUGUGGCGGUCUACCGCUCCGUGACUUCUAGCUACCAUCAGAUCUGACUGUGAGAGUGUGGAGGGUAGGACGAACAUGCUGCUAAGUGUCCGGCAGUCGGUGUUGGGCGGUUCUUUCUGAUGAUUGAGGUCAGCCGCCUCGUCGUGUUUGGGCCUCUAACCUGAGGGCCGUUUGUGUAGCUUAAUGCAUUGAAGAAAGCCAGCUGCGCAGGUGCAGGACCCUGACCACAGGCGCGCAAGGAUGUCCUGUAGCCGCUGCCGCUUCCAUUAGACUGAUAUCUUACCUUCACGAUCAAGAUCAUCUUCACCCUGGCUCAUUGACUCGUCUUACCCGGAAACAAAAGACGCCGCGGGCCCUUGCCCCGCGGCCCACAAUGCCAUCGCGUUUCUCAGCUCUGAUCGGCGGGGUGACAGUGCUUAGUUCUGUCCCACAGAUGUUGCUAACAUUGCUGCUUCACGACCUUUUGGCCCACACAACAACCGCAUCAGCACUUACACUUUCUUCUAAAAACGCCAUCGACGUAAAACGAUCCGAAUCCCGAGCGCCACCGAAAAACAGCGCCGACACGGAGGCCAGGAAACGCCUCUUCAAGGAGCCGGGCGAGGAAGGCCAGGAGGAUCUCACCGCCAACAGCAAGUACGACUACGCCGCGUCGAUGCCGCACGUACCCAACUGCGACUGCGUGUCGGAUUGUUACGCGAUGUUGCCUAUGAAAUGCAAAAGCAUCGCACUAAGUAGUGGAAAGCGCAUGACAAAUUCCCACAGCAUGAAUACAAAUGGAAUUUGUAAUGCGGAUUUACGUCGUUAAGAAGGAGAUUUGUAAUGCAUGACUGCGACUACUACGAGCACGAUACUUUUGCACAGGAUACUGCCUCCCGGAAUGCCGGACAUCGCCUCGUCCUACGCCUGCCAGAGCGGGGAGCACUACCCGGACCACGAUGUUGCAGAGGGGGCGAAGUCGGGGCCGUUUGAGGAGAUGAGUCUCUGCGCCAUGUUGGUCAGCGAACGGCUCGGCACGGAACAUCUGACCUCCAUGGGCCAGUUCUGCGCAACGCACUGCAAGCCGCCGGAUAACCACUGCGGGGUGGACGGGGUGCAUUGCGACUUGGGAGAUCGCUGCGUGGAUUUGAAGCCGGCCAGCGCGGGGAAGAAGUGAUCGGUUUGGGGUGGGGCAUUUGCGGGAAGGUGGAAUGGCGGAAUCGAUAUGCCUAAUUGGAGUUGCAUUUUUCGUUGACCAGCAGCAGGCAUAGUCGCUGUUGACUGUCGGAAAUAGACGCUCCUUAAUGGUGAUGAUGAUGAUGAUGUGAGUUCGAAUUUCUUUUUUCCAGCACAACCAAAAGCAAUGCCAUGCUGCUCAAAAGCUUGAACGAUAGAAGGUCGAAAUUAAGUCGACUAGCACCGGGUUUGAAAUAAAGCACCAGUUUGUCGCAAGUUCAGAGAUACGUCGUGUAGUUUCACGAAAGAUCUGCACGAGAACCGAGUUGAAGGAAUCGUGGCAGUUGAGUGUUGUCGACCGCGUCGAGGAAAGCGUUCUUGAGGCCUUUAGUGAUUGUGAUUGAGGAGGAGGAGAACUAGGAUCAGCAGCCACAAGUCAUCUGGAAAGGUACUUACAGAGUCUAUCCGUGAAGAGGUGGUCUUUCUUGUAUGAGCCAGCUCUACUUGCAGGUGAAAAAGAAAAACAUGAUCAGUUCUUCUAAAUUAAAAAGUACUAUCGAUUGUUUUGUAGUUCGUUCACCGCACCUUUAGAAGAAAGCUGUUCUCGUAUGGGUAUGCAGAAAAUUCUCCCGUAGGGAACGAAAGAGUGCACUCAGCCGUGAGUUUCGGCAUUAAGAUUAUCACUAUGCCGGACAAUCCAGCCGACGAGGCAGCGGGUAGAGCGCGCGG